Molecule: messenger RNA, 4169 nt
Organism: Sphaerodactylus townsendi
Lineage: Eukaryota; Metazoa; Chordata; Lepidosauria; Squamata; Sphaerodactylidae
Gene: TMEM200C
Product: transmembrane protein 200C
Exons: 2
Coding region: 963-2651 (562 amino acids)
Source: RefSeq, a predicted model, not a curated record
GGCGGCGGCAUUGGGCACGAGGCGGGAGGUGGGGCCGGCCUCCUCCAGAGGCGACUCGGCAAAGGCCGGCUUGCCACCCUGCCGCAAUUUCCCUGUGUCAUGGCUCCCGUUUCCUAGCAACAGCGGCGAGGUUGGCCAGCGGCGGCAGAGGCAGGCAGGAGCGAGUGGCGGCGAAUCAGCAGCUCCGCCAGCUCGCGGCAGCCACCACAAGGCGCGCGGGAGCCGAGCGGCGGCGACGGGGCCACGAUGCAGAGCGGAGCGGGAGGCGCUCCCGGCUGGGACUCCGCCGUGCACCCGCGGAGGCUGCCCCUAGCCCGCCCGCCGAGCCGUUGGCGGGGAUAAUGAGCGAGCCGGGAGGCCGGCGGGGCUGGGCUGCGGCGUCAGCCUGGGCUGCAAAGUUUCUCCAUGGUUUCUCUCUGGGCUGCCAGGAACUCGGCGACGGCGCCGACAUCCCCCCGUCUCCCCCGGUAAGACACCGGCACUUCCACGCGCCACCGUUGUGAGCCCUCCGCUCUCACCGGGACGUCCCCUCGAGGCUGGACUGGAGGGCGAGCUCGCGCUUUCCCUCCCCCCCCCCUCCCCAUGCACGCACCCGCUGGGCUGGGGAGACGGUGCCAGGAGGGCUGGAAGAGCGCGUGGGGAUCGUGCGGCGAAAUGAGCGCAGGUGACGGGGUUGGCCACCUGACAGUCCCUUGGACGGAUUUUUCUUGAGCAGGCAAGUUUGGAUUUGCAAAGUUGAGAGACGUGGCUGCCCUACUCGACGGCUCCAGAGCCAACUCAACGACUGUCUCCUUGAUGGCCAAGCUUUCGCCUCCGGAGAUGCUGCUAGUCGAGCUGUCCAACAUGCAGCUGCAUCAGGACUGUACCCAAUAGACUUGGACAACUUUGCUAAUGUCACUAUGUAGGACAGCCUAGCACCAGGAGCCAGAAUUGCUGUAGGGAAUUGCCCAGGAUAGCCAGCCAUGAUAGCCACUGGAGGCCUCCUGAGGAUCUCAGCCAGGAAACAGGAUCCACUGCGGCCUCAGAGCCAGGUUCCAAAACGCAAGCGCAAAGCCAAAAAGAAACGCAAGAACGACGUGGUGGUGGUGAAGGGCAAGCUCAAACUCUGCUCACUCUCAGGCCUCAUUGCUCUCUGUGGUAUCUUGGUGCUGCUUGUGGGAAUUGCUUUGGCAGUAGUAGGCUAUUGGCCCAAGCCUCUUUACCGAGCAGGAGAGAACCAAUUCUUGCCACCACAUGGAGGAACCACCAAAAAUCGCUCCAGGAGCCAGACAGGAGAUCCAGGAGAAUCUCGUCUGGAAGGCUCAGGGACCAAUUCCUCCUUCCCUAACAGAAAGAAGGGUCUUCCUCAUUCAUCACCUUCCCCCUCACCCUCCUCCUCUUCCUCAGUAAGUUUCCUUUUUCAGCUUUUCUCUGGGUAUUUGCAUUCAGACAAACUUAAGGUGCUAGGGCCUCUUAUCAUGGGCAUUGGAAUCUUCCUCUUCAUCUGCGCCAACGCAGUGCUUCAUGAGAAUCGUGACAAGAAGACCAAGAUUAUCAACCUGCGGGAUCUGUACUCCACGGUCAUAGAUGCACACAGUCUUCGGGCCAAGGAUGGGCCCCCCUCAGCCUCUGUGGCCCCAGUUCCAAUCAAUGGCUUUGUUAACUAUGUUCAGCCUCGGGGGCUGGAGCCCAAACCUGGCACUGGGUCUGGGGAAGCCUUGGGGACUGCUGCCAUGCUAGCCAAAAGCACCUGGCACCCAUCUGUGGGUGCCCCCCUGUCUCCUCCUGACUUAGCAUCAACACCACGCUGCUCCUCUUUCUCUUCUUCAAGGCAGCCACCUCCACCUAGCUUGGCUGAGGCUGUGUACAGCAUAUAUCGGGAGAGAGCAGCCUUGGACAGACCUACUCGAAGCCCACCUUGCAGCCCCCCAGAGAGCUGGGACCAACGCAGCACUGCCAGUUCCAUUGUGGGCUCCUCAAUCAGCGCCUUCACUUUGUUGCCACUGGCUCAGGGGGAGGCAGCAGAUAAAGACCGUCGUGGAUGGCGGAGACCAUUGGGUGAACGAGGGACCAGGGAAAUUCCACGGGGAGAGUUUGAGCUCAGUCUGACUGAUCUUAGGAACAAAUAUGUGGACACAGGGCAAGGUCACAUCAUGCUGCCCAGGACGGGUAAACGCAAACUGGUUUUUAGACGCCAGAGCACAAGCUGCCUCCCUGAUGCCAGGAGAUCCCUCUCCCCAGAACCCUCACAAACACUGGACAGUAGCACAGACUUAGACUCUAGCCUUUUAGUCAAGGCUUCCUCUUCCAGUUACUCAAAAUCUCUAGAUCUGGGGGACUCUCCCCCUUCCACACCACCUGGGGAUAGGAGAGAUUCCCAGAACUCUCAGUGUGAUCAGUACAGAAGCAAUAAGGGCUAUACCCCACUGGAGGAGACAGGCACCUCCUUGGAAUCUAUUGCCAACACCCCAGCCCAUAAAACCCAGGAUUGUGAUGUCAACCCUAGUGGGGAAACUGCCCCUUCAGAGGAAACCAGCAAUGAACAAACAGAACAGCAGCAGCGUUUGAAAAUUCAAAGACAAUAUACAAAUAAAGAGAAACUCUUCAUGAUCUCCAGGUCAGAUGCUGUUGCUGGGCUGGAGGAAGGAGACUUGGAGAACACUGGCAUUUAAACAGAAUAAAAUGGAGAUAAGCACCAGAACAACCUGUAAUCCUUCUGCCCCCUGGUGGAUCUGGGAAACUGGUCACUAUCCAAAGAGAUGAAGUUUGUUAGCCUUGAAUAGCAUUCAUUAAAUUUACGUAGUUCUUUUCAGGAAAAAAGAAAAACCCGAACAGGAGUUUGAGCUGUUCAGUUGUGAUCCUAUAUUUCAUGGAAGCCAAAUUGUAUUACAGAUCAGCAACCCAGUAAAUUCUUUGGGACAAACGAACCAAACUUCUUGACAAUAAUUGUGCACUUUACAAAUUUUUACUUUCCAGCCCCUUUCUUCUCUCUUGGAUUUAUCAUGUCAUUAACUGCACAGUCUUUUCUGAGCUGCAGACAGAGGUGAUUUUCAGUUCUGCAAAAUCGGUCUCUCUUCUUCAUUUUACUGUUUGCUUAAAGUAUGGUAUUGGCAGGAAUUGUAAAAAAAGGGAAAGCAGCUCUUAUUUCUGUGAAAGUGUCAGCUGAGGAAAGACUGGUGACGGGUAGAAUUGUGGCCUGCUGAAACGCUGCAAUACUAAAUUCAAAUAAAAAUUAUUUUAUUAAGUAUUAUUGCACAUGUAUGAAGUAAUAGCAUUAAUAACCAUUUUUAAUUUAAAUAAAAUAUGUUUACAGUUAACAAAGUAUAUUCAGGCAAUUCUUCAUUUCCUGCUGAAUCACAAAUGAAAUAAGACUAUAUUUUCAGUUAAAGGUUUUUUUUUAAAAAAAGUUGUAUUUAUUAAGUUAAAGAGAAUAAUGAUAAUAGUAAGUGUAAAUAAAUCACAGAAAUCAAAACGAAUAAGCAAAUUUGGUUUAAAAAAACCCUUUUGUGGACAGGAUAACCUGGGAAAUCCAAAUACUUUUAGGUUCAGGGUUCAGCACCAGGAAAUAUUAAGUAUUAAAAUGUUCAGUUGUAGUUUUGCAGCGUGAUUGAAAAUGCAUUUCUUAUAAGGGCUCCCUCCAGACAAAAGAGAUUUAAGUCUAAUAAUUUGUUUAGGUCCAAGGUUCAAGAUGGGGAAUGAUUUCAAAACUAACUUUUGACUUACUGCAGUUACCCUGAAAUGUUUUUUUUAAGUUUACAUGAUGACUAUGUCUAUCCUGUAUUCUCCUCUGAAGAAAAGUUUGACAACUGACAAGUUCGCCUCACAGAUUUGUUUACUUCAUUUGUGUCCUACUUUGCUAACAUUCACAACCAAUGUUUUAUUUAUAUAUUGAAAAUAGUUAUAUCUUUCUACUGAUGAUGGGAUCUCAAGAGAUUUUACAGUAAUUAAACACAGCAGAAACAAUAAAGUAACAUUAAUAAAACAAUAAAAGCAUACAAUAAGACCAGAAUAGAUAAUGCAUUACAAUCAAACAGCAGAAAGGGAAAGAUCACAGGCCUGGAUAAAUAAACAUUUUCCUUUGGCACCCAGUACUGAGCAAUGUAUGGAGAAGAAGUUCCUUUCCUUUCUCAGAAGUUCUGUAAUUCAUAAAUCCUUCGCAGAAUAGUUCUAAAUAAAUUGUUUAAAGGACA